AUGGAGACAAAUUCAAGUCAAAAAGUAUCCUGUGUGGUGAACUAUACAUAUGAUGCAUCUGAAGCAGAUGAGCUGACCAUAAGACCAGGUGAUGUCUUGAAGGAUAUAGAGCGGUUGCCUGGUGGCUGGUGGCGUGGCGAACUUCGAGGCAGGAGGGGCAUGUUUCCUGAUAAUUUUGUUACCGUACUACAAGAACAUGCAACUAAUAGGGCUAACACGGUGCAAGGGCGGUGCCGUGCUGUAUUCAGCUAUUUGCCUGCCAACCCUGAUGAGUUACCGCUCUGUGUUGGUGACGUGCUUGAAGUACUUGGAGAGGUAGAAGAAGGGUGGUGGCAGGGUCGUCGUGCGGGUCGCGUAGGGGUAUUCCCUUCCAACUUUGUGGUAAUGCUCGACCCUCACAACGCUGCCCAACAACCUGCCCCCGUCGAACCCGCGCCCGCCCUACCGCCCAAACCUGUAAAAGAACAAUGCCGAGUACUAUUUCCGUACACUGCCGUGAAUGAAGACGAGUUGACGUUAGCGGAUGGUGAUGUCGUUACGAUCGUGUCUAAGGACGCGCCGGAUCGCGGUUGGUGGCGUGGCGAAGUUAAUGGCCGCGUCGGACUGUUCCCUGAUAACUUUGUGCAACUAUUGCCUGCUGUUGCACAAGAUGUCGAAGAGAAGAAGCCAGACCGGCCACCGUCGAAGGGCUCCAAUUCAAUAUACCCAGUGCUCAAUAAGUACUCGGAGAAAACAUCGUCAAUCAAAGAACUCACCACAACUAAGCUAAGCAUGCACAAAGAAAACACGAUCAGUAAGGAGAGCAGCACACAAAGUACAGUCACGCACACAAGCAAAAGCGACUCAGAGAAGAUAAUACAUAGUGAAUCUGUCACCGACGGUCCGGAUGGACAGGUAAAGAAACCGCCAGUUCCGGUGAAGAAAAGCCCGACUCCAACAUCCGCGGUAACAGGACUGUUUAGUGGACUUAAGAAUAAAAUGAUGUCUUCUUCGGACAAGAGCGAGAAAACAUCAACUUCUAUAUCGAAUAGUAGCAACAGUAGUGUGGAAGGGGACAAACCGGAUGGUGCAUUGUCGAGUAAAGUUGCUAAUAAUAACACGUUUGAUCACGUUGAGAGGAAUUCGAUACUAAACGAUCCGAGAGCUAGCAGAGUUAAAGCACCGCGACGCAGGCCACCCAGCCAAGUAAUGAGAGACGAUUCGCCAGUCUCACUUGGUUUGACCAACGGACACGAAGCUUCUCCAGACAAGACAUUAGACAAAUCUUCAGACAGAUCGUCGGAUAAAUCGUUAGAUAAAUCUUCGGAAAUAAAGCCGCGUGCGCGUGAGUGGGAGAAACACAGAGCGCCUUGGAUGGCGGAAUUGAAAUUGAACCAAGCUAAAAAGGGUGGAUUAGGGGAUAGAAAACAGCAUACUAGUACAGAUAGAAUUGUUGACUGUGGUAUUGAAGAAAAGAGAUCGUCACACUCCAUGGAGAUGUCAAAGAGCACAUCGUCGAUUAGCAGUCGAAUAUCUGUUCUAGAGAGUUCUGAGUCUAGUUUCGAUAAAAUCAGAACCGCUGAGAAGAAGGAAAGUCCGCCACCAGAUCUGCCAACCACAAAGCCGCCACCAUUAACGUCUCCCACCGCUGCUGGUCGAACAUUAACUACGAUGCUCGACGAAAUCAAGAAACCUCCAGCGCCAUCUCCCCCCUUAGCAUCCGCAAGAUUGGAUCUGGACAAAUCAAUUGAUAAAUCGCUGGACGGGUCGCUCGAUAAGUCUGACAAGUCCUUAGAUAACUCAGACAAAGUAGAGUUAAGGGAAAAGUCGGAGUUGAAAACGGAGAGAUUGGAGACUAUCAGCAGGUUUUCCAGCGUUUUUAAUGAAGUCGAAGAGAAAGGGAUUAGUUUUAGUUCAAGCAUACUUAGUUCGAGUGGCAUCAGCCCCAGCGCGGAGCGAACUAGCACUUUGGAAAGGAGACACACACGAACACAGGAGCAUGAAGGAAACGAUGCGUUGAUCGCUCAACUUAAUAACAGGAUAUCGAACUUAGAGAAGCUAAUAGAAGUACAAAACGCCAAAUUCACGGCAGCCAUUGAGGAACUCACAAACAAACUAUCUCUUGAAACGGAAAAGAGACAAACGCUUCAGUCUGAAAUGGAGAAACUGGCGCAGUGCGUCACCCAGGUCUAG
Messenger RNA from Pieris macdunnoughi, 2172 nucleotides. NCBI's taxonomy places the organism in Eukaryota, Metazoa, Arthropoda, Insecta, Lepidoptera, Pieridae. The record is from the annotation of a GenBank genome assembly.